AUGCUGCGCUUUCUCUCCUCCCGGAACAAGGCCAACAAACGGGCCCGGAUCGUCGGCAACGUCGUCGUCGCCAUCACCGAGACCGCCAUCCAUGUGCUCCCGGCCGACGUCUCAGCCCGCGCCAAGCCGCUUGUCUCGAUGGACCGCGGCGACCCGGGCUUUUCCUUCCGCGAGGUCAACACCGCGACCGACGGCUCGGUGCUCGAGUUUCACUCCAAGGAUCCAAAGCGCGACGAGCACCGCACGUUUGAGCUCGCCUCGCUGGAGACUGGCCUCAUUGUGACUCAUCUCAAGCACGCCGACACGCCGAUGCUGAUGAACGUCUCCAAGUUUGUGGACGAGCUCCUGCAUCUGAUGACCCUGGAGGACUACAACGAGGGCGAGUAUGUGGUCCGCGCUGGUGACCCCGGGCGGUGCAUGUACUUUGUCUCGGCUGGUACGAUCGAAAUCGAGAUUCCGGCCGCCUCUGGCGAGGUCAAGACCGUCACGCUCCGCGAGGGCUCGUACUUUGGCGAGAUUGCGCUCUUCCUCUCCAAGACCGGCAAGCGGACGGCGUCGGUCCGCGCCGCUACCCCAGUCCAGCUCCUGGUCCUCACCAAGGAGACGUGCAACUCUGUCCUGCACCGCUUUCCUCACAUGGAAAAAGCCUUCCGCGAGCUUGGCUCGGCCCGCCUACGCAACAACGACGAGUCGUCUGGCGGCGGCAAGGGCAAGGGCCGCCGGUCAGCCGCCUCGGCUGCUACCCCGUCGUGGAUGAAGCGCAUCUCGGGCAAGGUGACUAAGCGCAGGGUCACCCUCGGCGCGCCGGCCUCGGGCCCCGCCGUCCGCUCUAAGACCUCGCAGAAGCCGCGCUUCAUGGAGGUUCCGCAAGAGCCCUCGCUCCCUCUGCCGGGCGCGCCUGACGAGGCUGCGCUGCCGCCGAUUCUCGAUGCCGGCUCGUGGGACGCUGACGCGCCGGCGAGGGUCUUUGCCCCGCUCUCGGACCCGGCCGUCCUUGCUGUCGAGGACACAGUGGCAGAGACCAACUGGUUUGCCCGCAUCUUUUGCGACCAGGCAUACUCGUUGUUUAUGGCCAAGAUUGACGAGCGGGUUGUCCUCGUCACCAUCUUUGUCUCGCGGCCGCCGGGUCUCACGCCCGGUGCCGACGCCGACGUUCUUGCCUCGCUCGGGCCCGAGUCGGAGCUGUACGCUUCGUCGACCGCUGCAAGAAACACCUCUAUCGGCGUCCUUGACCUGCCGCUGCCCAAGGCCACCGAUGACAGUGAGGGCAGUGCCGUUGCCGGAAGCAGCAGCAACGGCGGCGGUGGUGGCGACGACGAGUCUAGCUCGGAUGCAGCCGACGGUGAAGGUGCCAAUCUGAGCCGGAGGAGGUCGUCGACGCUGGUGCUCUCGCCCGAGGACGAGGCGACGCGCAACUUGGCGCAGGUUCGCCAGCUCUACUGGGUCAUGGUGUGGGAGAAGAAGAGCGUCCGGCGGUGGGUGCUCGAGUCCGAGUCGAAAAUGAGCUUUGGUCAGGUGCUGGGCUCGGUAGAUCCUGGCCUCGGCGCAUCGGCUAAGAACUUCCGCAAGGUUGAGGCGGUGAGCUACGAAAUGGAGCGUGCACUGUGCACCAUCGAGAACGGCGAGCCAGAGCUUAACUUCAAGCUGGGAGUUCUCUACGCUCGCGAGGGUCAGGUCGAUGAGAAUGACAUGUUUGGCAACAAGGACGGCUCUCCGGCGUUUCGCGAGUUUCUGGAGCAGAUCGGCGAGCGAGUCCGGCUCAAGGGUUACUCGGGCUACUGCGCCCAGCUGGACACCAAGUACGACAAGUCUGGCCUUCACUCGUACCGGACGAGCGCCGGCGGGUACGAGGUCAUGUUUCACGUCUCGACCGAGCUUCAGUACGACCCGACGGACGACCAGUACAUCCAGCGGAAGCGGUUCAUUGGCAACGACAUUGUCGUCAUUGUGUUUGUGGACGGGCCGACAACGUACGCCACGCAGACCAUGAAGUCGCAGUACACCAACAUCCUGGUGGUGGUCACGCCGGAUCCGACCGACUCGUCGCGAUACCGGGUGGCAGUCACCCGCCAGCGCGGGCUCCGCCGCUUUGGCCCGCUCCCGGCGCGGUACUACCGCAAGGGCGACGGCAGCUUUGCCAAGUGGCUCCUCACCACCUGUCUCAAUGGCGAGCACGCGACGUAUGUCUCGCCCGAGUUUUUGGUCCGCGACCGGCGGACCCGCAACAAUCUGCUCAACGACUUUUAUGACGCGCACUGGAGCACUGGAGCCAAGAAGCGCACAACCUGA
Messenger RNA from Thecamonas trahens ATCC 50062, 2289 nucleotides. RefSeq lists its product as uncharacterized. The record is from RefSeq and is a predicted model, not a curated record. Gene Ontology annotation, biological process: activation of GTPase activity; regulation of small GTPase mediated signal transduction. The transcript has 2 exons. NCBI's taxonomy places the organism in Eukaryota, Apusomonadida, Apusomonadidae. Gene Ontology annotation, cellular component: cytoplasm. Bases 1 to 2289 code for a protein of 762 amino acids. Gene Ontology annotation, molecular function: GTPase activator activity.